Hevea brasiliensis (rubber tree) is the source of this 2378-nucleotide messenger RNA. Its product is annotated as eukaryotic translation initiation factor 4B2. Gene Ontology annotation, molecular function: translation initiation factor activity; mRNA binding. The record is from RefSeq and is a predicted model, not a curated record. NCBI's taxonomy places the organism in Eukaryota, Viridiplantae, Streptophyta, Magnoliopsida, Malpighiales, Euphorbiaceae. The transcript has 3 exons. Bases 435 to 1997 code for a protein of 520 amino acids.
ACACCCAGCCCUCCAUCCACCAUCCAUGCAACUGGACACUUACAGGAACCACCACACCACCACCACCAUCUGAUGAUACCGUGACUACCACUUUCAUCACCCGCGCGUGAUCUAACUCCCAACUCCUCAUCGCCCUCCUCUCCGCUCCUCUCUAUAAAAAGCAUUUAAAAUUUUGUUCUUCAAUUUAUUUUUUUUCUGGUCCCUGGAAACAGAAAGGGCAAAACCAAAACCAACCCUUGCACACAGUAACAACUGUGACGUUCCCUCCCCUUCUUCAUCGCAUGUUCUCGGAGCUCCGGCUCCCUUGACGGAGCCCCAGCUCAUUGCCUAUCCAUUAUCUCCAUAUUAUCCGAUUGCAUACGCUAACGAUCUCUUCACUUCCUCGUUUUCAUUUCUCAGAUCUUUAAUUUGAUUUUUUAUUUUGCUGUUAACCAAUGUCUAAUAAGGCUUGGGGCCCCAUCGGCAACUGGGCCGCCGAUGUCGAGCGUGAGGAGCAGGAAGCGGCUGCCGCCGAAACCGCCGCAACUUCCGGCGGCGCUUCCGCCGAGUCUCAGAACUUCCCCAGCCUCAAAGAGGCCGUCAGUGCCAAGCCUAAGAAGAAGAAAAUGUCUCUCAACGAGUUCUACUCCUCUUCCGGUGGCUUAGGUGGUGGUCGCGGGGUAGAAUCUAAAGGCUUAACUACUGAUGAGAUGCUUCGGCUUCCUACUGGUCCGCAAGAACGUUCCCCUGAGGAAACGCAGUAUGGCCGUCGAGGUGGCGGGUUUUCCAAUUAUGGGCGGACUGGUCCACCUCCAGGUCGUAUGCGUGACCGCGAUGACACCGAUGGGUCAUGGGGAGGUGGUAGAAGGCAGUAUGGUGGAUUUGAUGAAGAACGAAGGGGUGCACCUCCUAGGGUUUCCGACUAUGAUCAGCCCUCGCGAGCGGAUGAGGCUGAUAAUUGGGCAGUGACAAAAAAGCCACUCCCUUCAUUUGAUUCUGGCCGCCAAAAUCGUUACGGUUCGCUCGGUGGUGGUGGUGGUGGUAUGGGAGGUGGUUCUAGGGCUGAUGAGGUUGAUAAUUGGGGCAGUGCUAAAAAACCUCUUCCUGCUAGAUCUACUUUUGGUUCGGGUUUUCGAGAUUCAGGACCUGAGCCUGAUCGGUGGACAAGAGGAGGAUAUCGUGAGCCGGAGCGGGAGAGGCCUAGAUUGGUUUUAGAUCCUCCGAAAGCUGAUGUAGGUGCUAAUGAGUCGGUUAAAACAAAUAGGUCAAAUCCAUUCGGAGAAGCGAGGCCGAGAGAACAGGUGUUGGCAGAGAAAGGCUUGGAUUGGAAAAAGAUUGAGAUGGAGUUAGAAGCUAAGAAGACGAGCGCACAUUCAAGCAGGCCCACCAGUGCACACUCGAGCAGGCCUUCAAGUGCGCAUUCCGCCAGAUCGGAGGGGCCGGGGCUGCAGCAGGGAUUAGAGAAUUUGGUAUUGAAGCCAAGACCAAAAGUGAAUCCCUUUGGGGACGCAAAGCCUAGGGAAGUGUUGUUGGAGGAAAGAGGUCAGGAUUGGCGGAAGAUUGAUCUUGAAUUGGAGCAUCGCAGUGUUGACAGGACUCCAACACCGGAGGAGAAGUUGUUGAAAGAAGAAAUAGAGCGUUUAAAGGAGGACCAGAAAUCUCUGCAAGGGCCUGGUGAAGACCAACCUAAUUUGCAAGAUAUAAUAUCUCAGAAGGAAAAGGAAUUAGAACAUCUCACCCGUGAUUUGGAUGACAAAGUUCGAUUUGGGCAGAAAGCCAUUGAAAGGCCGGGUUCUGGGACAGGCAGGUCUGCUAGUUUCUCUGAGAGACCACCUUCUCGAUCUGGGUCUUUUGAUGAGUCUAGAAGUAUAGAGUACACGGACAGGCCUCAAUCACGUGGCACACAAGAUAUAUGGACAAGGCCUGGUGAUGACAGAAGACAAUUUCAAGGUGGCAGGGAAAGAGAAUUUGUUGGUAGCAGAGACUUUGACAGGUCAAGGUCAAGGGAGAAAUGGUGAGCAACUGAUACUGUAGAUAUAUUGAGUUCUCUCUUCAACUUUUGAUGACCAGAGCCAAAUAAUAUUUUGCCAAUCUUUUUUUUUUUUUCCUUAAUUGUUCUCUUGUUUUUGCUCUGGUAAAUGGAGCAAAGGAUAAUGAGUAAUAGCAUUGGGAACGCUUGUGUUAUUCUAUUGCUGCAUUUUGACUAUGUAAAAUUUCAUUUUUCCCCUUCUUUGUUCUGUUUUGAAACAAGCCUGUAUUAUUUGGUAGGGACUCAAAUUUUAAUGACCAGUUAAACAUUAGGGGACUCGCUAGUUUAUUUUUGUGAUGAUCAUUUCAAGUGUUACACAGUUAGCUUCUGUUUCUGUUGUUCUUACAAGGAAGGAAGCUACUUUGCUUGA